Molecule: messenger RNA, 5175 nt
Organism: Linum trigynum
Lineage: Eukaryota; Viridiplantae; Streptophyta; Magnoliopsida; Malpighiales; Linaceae
Source: the annotation of a GenBank genome assembly
CUUCCUGGAGCGUGAGUCCUGAAUGACACAAAAAUCAUGGAUGAAAACCAAUGCCACUGAGAGAUCUGUAGUUAGUCGACUGACAGAUAGAAGGUUGCACUUGAAAUCAGGAACGUAUAGCACUCGAUUGAGUACUAGGCCAUUGUUUAAUUUUGCCUUGCCGAUUCCCUUUACCGGUACACCUUUAACAUUGGGAAUUUCGACCUGCAAACCAUUGCUCGUGUCGAGCUCACCAACAAAAACAGAUAUAUCUUUAGAGAUAUGUUCAUUACAUCCUGAGUCGAUAACCCAAGAAUUUUGCUCUGGAUGGAAAGAAGAGGACAUCGUACCUGCCAUGUUGACCAUAGGAUCGGCUGUGGUUUUGGUUUCGGCCUUGAGGAAAGUCUUGAGCUGUUCAACACACAAGCAUCGUCCGAUCUCAACCCUAGCAGUCAUGGGUCUAGGGGAUGGCGAUAAAGAGAAGGGCACCAUGUCCGACGUUGCAAAGGAUGGUCCAGAUCCUUCUUCGCCAUAUUAUCUUCAUCCGUCGGAUCAACCGGGGCAGGUUUUUGUUGGAGAAUUGCUCACCGAAUUGAACUAUGGUGAGUGGGCAUCUGAUAUGCGUCAAGCCCUUCUAGCAAAAAACAAGCUAGCUUUUGUUACCGGCAAACUCACCAAAGAUGCAGAAGGGUGGCAAUCGGAUGCGUGGGAGCGAUGUAAUGCAAUGGUCAUGGGCUGGUUGAAAAAUUCUAUGUUACGAGAAGUAAGGUUGAGCGUCCGCUAUGCCGAAACCGCGCAACAAAUAUGGUCCGAUCUCAAAGAGCGCUUUGGCAUGGGCAGCAUGGCUCGUCUCUAUCAACUUCGUCGAUCCAUUGCCCUUCAUCAACAAGAAAAGGUCAGCGUUUCUGGGUUUUACACUAAAUUGCGCAGUCUAUGGGAUGAAAUUCAAUCUACUGCGCCUAUCCCUAAGUGUACUUGCGGCCAUUGUACGUGUGGCAUUGAAAAGCAAAUGCGUGAUGCUGAGGAUAGCAAUCGCUUAUUCGACUUCUUAAUUGGCCUUGAUGACGUUUUCACUACUGUCCGGAGUCAAGUUCUAUCUAUGCGGCCAACUCCAACCCUUGGCGAAGCUUUUCAGAUGGUGAGCAAUGAUGAACAACAGAGGCUCAUCACUAGCAAUCGCCGACCACAGGUGGAAGCAGCGGCCCUACAAACUCAACGGGAUCCCGCGCCUACCGAUAAGGGGGAGUCUCACCCUUGUACACCCGAGGGUAGGCCGUUUUGUACUCAUUGUCAGAAGGCUGGUCACUUCAAAGACAGGUGCUAUGAAAUCAUAGGAUGGCCGUCCGAAACUACAUCCACUCGUGACCAAGCAUCGGGCCGAGGUGGACGUGGCAGGUCCGGGGCUCCUCAAGCAGCUCAAGUCGAUAUGAAUGAAGUUUCCAUCCCAGGACUCUCGGCAGCUCAAAUUGAACUGCUCAAGACUUUCCUCAAGGCCGAAACCAAAACCACAGCCGAUCCUAUGGUCAACAUGGCAGGGGUUUGCGAUAGAUUUGCGAAAGUAUCGAAAGAUUGAGGUGGAAAUCCGAUCCGGUGGUAGAUAGAAGAUGAUUGGGAAGAUAAAAUUGAAAGAAGAGCGGAGGACAGCCGGAUGACGCAUCAAAAGCCUUUGGAGACAAGCGACGAUGGUGGUUUUGUGAGAGCUCGAAACGACAAUGAACCCCAAACCCAUACCCUUCUUCUCUCUUUCAAUCGACCGAGAAGAACCCCAAUCCUAGUUCUCACGCGUCGGUCUUGCCACUGUUUCGUCUCUUCUCCGCCGACCUUGUGCAUGUUUUGAAAAUAGGGUAUCCGUCUCUCCUACCCAACUCUCAUAUCCGCCGCAGGGGUAAAGGAAGACGAUGAUUGACGGCGAUGGCGAUUAAGAGAGGAAGAGGAUGAAGAAGUGUUGCUCUUGCUGGCAUUUCAGCAGAUGGCGGUGGUGGUUGUGCAAAUCUGGUCGGAGAGUUGAGGGAGAAGUUGGCUGAGAAAUCCAUAAAGGAGCAGCAGCUUCGGAAGGGAAAAAUCAGCUGAGAAAAUGAUGGAGAAGAUGAAUAUGAUCUGUCCCGUUGGCGCUUCUUCUUGUCGUAUUUCGAGCAACUGAGAGGCGACAGAGAUGAAUACGACGUAGAUGAUGAUAUAGAGAAAACAAAUUUAGUGAAAAUAUUUUUUUCAUUGUUUUGAAAUUUGAAUGUGACGUGGCGGCAAGGUGGCAUGAAAUGGUGUGUUGGAGCUUAUGUGGAAGCUGAGUUGGAAGUUGAGGUGGCAUCCACAUAAGCAUUUCAUUAAUGUUAUUGACAAUUUUUCUAAUGGUGUUAAAGUUGUUGACGGAAAUGGCUAAAUUAGUCAUACAAGUUUAAAACGAGUGGCUAUGUCUGUGUAUUUUUCAAAAUUUGGCUAUUAUUGUCACAAAGUGAAUAAUUAUGGCUAUGCAAGUGUACUAAGCCAUAAAUUAUAAUUGCCGCAAUAGAAAAUAAAUAAAAAUGGAAAAUGAUGUUAUUAUUUUAUGAGAAACAAAAUAUGAAUAAAACGGGUUUAGUUCAAAAUUUUGGUAAGUUCUGAAACUGAAUUUUGAAAUUGAAAACCUGCCUGUAUUUUGGUAUUUGAUUACCAUAACUUUUUUUAUUGAGUAUCACAUAAAUUAAAAAAGGAAAACUCUUUUGAGAUUAAUACAUGUAGUAGGGUGUAUAUGGGUCAGGUGGUCCGGGUUUAGGCAUUUUAAUCACCCGACCCAUGCACUACGGUUUGGAAAAUAUUAAACCCAAACCCACCCAAAAAAUCUAAACCCUACGGUUUGUUUCUAAUUGGGUUGGGUAGGGUUGGCGAUAUUUUUAAGUAAAAAACCCAACCCAAUACAAAAUAUGUAAUUGUUCUACACCAUUAAAAUAUUUUAUAACUUAUUAAAAAUAACAAACAAACCGACGUUAUCAAAAUUCACAAAUGUUGUUUGAAUUUUAAUAAAAUUUGAUUUACUUCAACUUAUGUCUGGUUUUUUUCACGAUAUUCAUUGAAAUAGGCUAAAAGGUUAAAAAUGAAUGCAUCUAUAAUAUGUUAUUCUAUUAAAAAUGUACACAAGAAAAAGAAUUACGUGAAUCAUAGCUAUAUUAAAUCUAUGUCUAAACUUUAAGUCGAAGAAUGCAUUAGAUUAGGGAGACCUUAAGAGAAAAACAUGGCGAAAUGUCUUAAUUUUCUCAUAAGUAUGACUAUAUACGACAUAAAUAUUUUUUUGGAUACGAACUCUUACCAAUAAUUGGAACACGGAUUGGAUCGGGUUUUACGGGUUGUGUAAUCCAAAAUCCAAACUCAACCCAAAAGAGGCGGGUUGUACAAAAAGAAAACCCUCACCAAACCCAAAAUCUUCAUUUUAACGAUAAAUACGGGUGGGUUGAGUCGGGUUGGACGGGUAGGUCAGUUUGCGGGUGUGUUUUAUUCAUCCCUACAUGCAAGUAAUAUUCAUGUAUAACGUUGGUUAUCAUAUGAUUUAUUAAUUCUGAUUUGUGAUGAGUUGAUUACCCUCAAAAUACUAAACAUAACCUAAAAGCGUAACCAAAAUUAAAUGGACAUAUAGAAAUGUUGGAAUUCAGUAGCAUGUAUGAUAUGGAUGCAUUUUUGGAAGUGAAGAAACCUUCAGUGGCGACAUAUGGCUCUUGUUCAUUCCGGAUGUUAACAGGUGUAACCUAUGCAAUUGCAAUCGGUAUAUGAAAUCAAUAGCUGCAUGCCCAAUUGAGAACAUUCAAUGCAAUGGCCAACGGGGAUCACCAUCUAAUUCAUCUUUCUUUCCGUCUGUGUUUUGGUAAAAGGCAAAAAGUAAUCAGAAAGAAGAACAGGCCAAAAGAGGGAUUGAAUGGCGGGUUUUGGUGGUGGCUAACCAAGUGAGGUAAGAUUACAAUUCACCCUCCUUCCAUCAAUUACAGGGGAUGGGUUUUGACAAGUUCUAAUUGAUUAAUCACAAAGGCGGAACAACAAACGCAGCUAAUUAAAGGCAACCAAGAGAAGAGAAGAAAGGAAGAAAAAAACAGCCAUCUGGGGAAAAGAGGAUGAGCGCCAUAUCGAGACUGAACUGAAGUGGGCGAUUGAUUGGAUAAAUUGGUGGAGAUCGAUCAAUUGGGUUCAGCGACAUGGUAUGUGGGAUUGAUGGGGGAGAAGGAAGAACGUCACCUACUGGAGGAAAGUCGAUGGAUGGGCUACAAGGGAAAGAAGCAUAGUGGGGAUGAAAGUCGACGUAGGAAAAGAGGAAGAAAAGUCAAAGAAAAAAAUUGGGUGGCGGGAUUCGAAUCCCCGACCUCAUUAAAACACUUCAGCUAAAAUUGAGAAAAACAACGAUUUCAUGAAAAACAACUAUUUGUUGUUUCCCGCAAGUAGGGCUGCAAAUGAGUCGAGUCGUUCCGAAUUUUACCCCAGCUUGAGUUCGGUUCGUUAAUAAACAAGUCAAGCUAAUAAACGAGUCGAGGUUGAGGUAGCUUGUUUAAUAAAAUCUUGACUCAUAUUUGAUAAAUUCAUUUUGUAUGUAAUGCAUGAUAUAUGUGAUUAAUGUCAAGAUGAAAAAUAAAUUUAUAAUAGUUAAGUGUUCAAUAUUAACUAAUCUCAUGUUAUACUUUGUGGUAGCAAAUUAUUUAGUUAAUGAAUUUUAACUAGUGAAAGUUAUGUUAUAUCAUAGUAUCAAAACAAUCUAUGAUACAUAUUUUUUUUUAAAAAUUAAAUAAGACAUACUUGUUCAAAUAAUCUACGUGUUAAACUAUAUAUGGGAUGAGAUAUAUAGUUUAACAAUCCUAUAAAUUAUCCAAAUCAAACUCAUAUAGAUCGAUUAGCUCAUAAGUAGGUUAUUGAGUUGGGUCUCUUGCACAUCUCAUGAGCUCUAAACGAGCCAACUCACAAGUUGAGCUCAACAAACCAUUGAGUCGGGUUACCUCGCAAGCUCCGCGAGCUGUAUAAGGGUUAGCUCAAACCCGACUUGUUAGUAAACGAGUCGAGUUUCGAAUGAGUUUUUCCAGAGUCGAACGUCGAGCCGCUCGGCUCACUUGCAGCCUACCCGCAAGCUACCGUAUUGGUUGCCCCAUGGUUUCCCAAAUGAAAAUAGUUUUCCCAUGUGCACACAAGUGAACACGGUUUUUCUUUUAUGUUUACAGAUUUUUGUUGUGGCAAUGAAAAACCGGAAUGAAA